Molecule: messenger RNA, 474 nt
Organism: Loa loa (African eye worm)
Lineage: Eukaryota; Metazoa; Nematoda; Chromadorea; Rhabditida; Onchocercidae
Exons: 3
Coding region: 1-474 (157 amino acids)
Source: RefSeq, a predicted model, not a curated record
AUGAAUGCUUCUAGAAAACGACAUCCGAAGAAACGGAAUGAUUCGGAAGAUCAUGAGAAGUGUUGUGAGCGAAAAUCGGAUCAGCGAAUUCAUCGGCGCAAACAGUCUACAUCACAGAUGAUGAAUCCUUCGACGAAUUUUACACACUACUUCGAGAAUGAAAAGAUUGAAAACGAUCAGUCUUAUGGUGAAGAAGAGUGUAUGAGUGGAGAAGAUAACGAGGAUCUGAUGGAACAUAUACAAAUUUUGCUGGAUUCUUAUCCCAAGUGUAAUUUUGUCCAGCAAAUAUUGCAGAGAUUAUGUAACGAAGGAACGGUGAAUGAGGAAAUGAUAGCACAUCUCAUCGAUAGAUCAAUUCGUAAGCAAACAGAGAUUCAAAAACAAAUUGACAGUCUAAAAAGCAAUCAAGUCAAAAAAACCGUUGGAGAUGAGCAUUAUCAAGGUAUUAUUGAACUUCUUCAUUUCGUAAAUUAA